CCCCUUCCCCCCUCCGCCGGACUCCCACCGCCUCCCUCUUCGCAUGGAAACCCAAACGCCAACUCUAAUCCCGGGGCGCCUGAGCCUAUGGUAGUUGACUUAAGCGUUGACCCGCACUCGGUGCCUCCAGAAUUCAAGAAGGAGGGCCCGGACUGGUUCGCGAUCUUCAACCAAAACGCAGCGGCUGGCAAGGAUGCGGGUCCGAGCGGCAAGAAGCGUUCGCUGGACGUUGGCCUGGUACACACAUUGAUGCAUGAGAGCGUGGUGUGUUGUGUGCGCUUUUCCGCGGACGGAAAGUUCCUUGCGACCGGGUGCAACCGCACCGCACAGAUCUACGACACGAAGACAGGGCAGAAGACAUGUGUGCUGGUGGAUGAACAAGCGAGCAAGACCGGCGACCUCUACAUCCGCAGUGUAUGCUUCAGCCCCGAUGGCAAGCUGCUGGCGACAGGAGCCGAAGACAAGCAGAUCAGGAUCUGGGACAUCGCAAAGAGGAAGAUACGGACGGUCUUUGAAGGACACCAACAGGAGAUUUACUCUCUGGACUUCUCGCGCGAUGGGCGCUUAAUAGUAUCGGGCUCGGGUGACAAGACUGCACGAGUAUGGGACAUGGCAGACGGCAACACGAGCAAAAUCCUCUCGAUCAACGAGGAUACGGUUGAUGCUGGCGUCACAUCAGUAUGCAUCUCGCCUGACGGCAGGCUGGUCGCCGCGGGCUCGUUAGACACGAUCGUGCGCAUCUGGGACGUACAGACAGGCCAGCUUGUUGAGCGGCUGAAGGGUCAUCGCGACAGUGUGUACAGCGUCGCGUUCACCCCCGACGGCAAGGGUCUCGUGAGCGGCAGCCUGGACAAGACGCUCAAGUACUGGGACAUCCGACCAAUCCUGGCUGGCGCGCGCAAUGGUGCCGGCGCCCUCGCGCAGAGCAGUUCAAACAUCGUGAAGAACGGUGUGAAGGAGGGAGGAGAGAAGGGCAGCCAGAGCACGAUGAACUUCACUGGCCACAAGGACUACGUUCUGUCGGUGGCUGUAUCGCACGAUGGCCAAUGGGUCGUGUCAGGCUCAAAGGACCGGGGAGUCCAGUUCUGGGACGCGAAGACUGCGAUCGCGCACUGCAUGUUGCAAGGUCACAAGAACUCUGUGAUCUCGAUAGAUCUCAGUCCAUCAGGGAACAUCCUGGCCACCGGAAGUGGGGACUGGCAAGCACGAAUAUGGAGUUACAACGUUCAGCAAUGAUUGCGGCCACGGUCAUUACAUAUCCUAUCUGCCACCCGUGUCGAUUUAUCCUCCCUGCUGUUUAUUUGUAUGCUCUUGUCUACGAUCCCUCGCCUCAUGACCGCAACGCUGAUGGUGUACGCCUUCAUAUUCUCGAUGACUCUGGUGUGUCCGCUGGUGCAAGUCAUUGUUAAUUUCCGCCCCUCCCUUGUCCGGGCGCUGCCUGGCGUAACCCCUUCUCAUCUCGAUCUGCCUUGUAUGUAGGAGGAUAUGAUGUGCUGUAUUCGGUAUGUGAAAACACGUAUACCCUGUCUAUCUCCAAAAGAAACUAGACAUGUCGUCGUCGCUACUGUGUCAAUUGUAUUCUUAUGUUCCCGA
Messenger RNA from Postia placenta MAD-698-R-SB12, 1593 nucleotides. RefSeq lists its product as hypothetical. Gene Ontology annotation, cellular component: precatalytic spliceosome. Lineage: Eukaryota; Fungi; Basidiomycota; Agaricomycetes; Polyporales; Adustoporiaceae. Gene Ontology annotation, biological process: mRNA splicing, via spliceosome. Gene Ontology annotation, molecular function: protein binding. The coding region runs from base 88 to 1236 and encodes 382 amino acids. The transcript is spliced from 8 exons. The record is from RefSeq and is a predicted model, not a curated record.